GUGGAGCUAGACAUUUUCCAGAUUUUACACACAGCACACAGGUGUUCGUGGUCAGAGUGGAACCAUCACCUAGGAGUUUCUUGAGCACAGUGGCAGGUGGAGGACAGCAAGACAUUUUCUGAACAAGUUGAAGGGGAGGGAACAGCCCAGGCACGGAAGACAAUUCAAGUAUAAGAGUCCCCAGACAGCCCGUGCGUGCACUUGUGUUGCCAAGAGAACCAUGGGGUUCAAAACCUCUCUGCUGAGACAGCGUGCCCUGAGGAGGAAGUGAAGAGACCAGAACAGCAACGCGGUAACAUGUCUGAGUUCCAGCAGAUGACGGAAAGCUCCAUCCUUUGUGCAAGGGAGGUCCUGCGGGACAACUACAAGAACCUGCUCCAAGUGGCAGAUUACUGCGAGAGCAACUAUGAGGGGGCACAAGACAAGCGGAAAGCCCUAGAGGAAACCAUGGCCUUCACUACUCAAUCUUUAGCCAGUGUGGCUUACCAAAUCAGCACCCUGGCCAAUGACAUCCUCAAAAUACUGGACUUGCAGGCUACUGAAGUACGGCAAGUGGAGGCCAGCAUCUGCUCUGUCGCGCAGGUGGUAGAAAUGCACAAGGAAAAAGUGGCUCGUAGACAGAUCGGGAUGCUUGCCGUUUGCAAGAGAUUUCCGCACUACCAGAAAAUCAUCUAUCCGGACCACCUUGAGCCCCUGGGAACGUAUUACAGGAAACCGCUGAAUUUUAGCAGUUUGGAUGACAUUGGACAUGGGAUGAAGGAUCAAAGCACACAGCUGGCCAGAACGGGGACUCUAGGUAGGAGAGGAACCAAAACAUCUGCUGGGCAGUCUCCUGGGAGCCUCAGGAGAAGCCACCGGACCCUGGAGCCAAUACAGACCCCCAUUGUCCCGGAUACCAAACAACCAUCAGCUUCACUGGGGUCAUCCCCGAGCAGUUCUACUGGAGCAAUGGACAGCAUCAGUUUGAGGGUGCCUACUGAACCGCCUCCUCCACCCCCUUCUUUGCUGUCACUAUUUCCUCCCCCAAUGGAAGCAGAUGACAUUCCUCUUCCUCCUCCUCCUCAAGCAGAUAUAUUGCCACCGCCGCCGCCACCUCUAGCAAUAGAUGAGUUGCCUCCACUGGAUCUCCCUGCACCAGAACCGGAUUUCCCAGCAUCCCUUCCACCACCACCUCUGGACGUUACGGAUCUUGAACCAUUGGGACCUCCAGUCUUGCCCCCUCCACCCCCUCCGGAAAAAUUGCCAUGGGCCCCGGAUACUUAUCUGGAAAAAGUGGUGACCCUCUACCCUUAUGCACAGCAGAAAGAGAACGAGCUCUCAUUUGAAGAAGGGGCCAUUCUUUACAUGACUCGAAGGUACUCUGAUGGAUGGUGCGAGGGGGUGAGCAGUGAAGCUGAGGGCUUGUUUCCAGGGAACUACGUGGAACCUUUGCAGUGACGGAGACGAAUGAAAAGCAAGAGCUUCCACUGUCAAGCACUACAGAGAACAGCUCACCAAAAGUUGCAUUUAAUGCAGAUGCCUUGCUCUGAUGCUGAAUUGAGCAGGCAGGAGAGAUCCUGGGUGGGUGGAGUCAGGUUGACCCAUCAUCCUGUAAGCCAGGCUGAUAAUAAAGCAGGGUGUAGGGUUAAAGGUAGGUUGGAUGUUUCUCUUGUUUAUUGCAAUUGAAGACGUGUGGCUUAGUUGUUACUUGGGCUUCCCACUACAUUGCACUGUAUUUAAGCAGUUAUACAGUCACCAGCCAUAUCUCCAUUUUCUCCAACUCUCUCAUGAUUAAACAGGCCUAAAGAGCAUUGAAGGGCAUUGUGUGGUCUUUUCCCUGGAACUCCCAGCAGGUAGUGCUAUUGCACUGCCUAAAGGAACGACCAGUACAAGGAGGUUGGCGUUUAGGCAGGAAGACAUAGGACUGGACAGAUGCUUGAGGAUGAUCUAAGGUUGAACACUGCUUUUUUAGUAGCUCAGGAAGGUCUAAAGUUGACAAGUGGCCCAUUCUUUUAGCACUGCACAAACACACAAGCAGGAACUUAGUCUCUGUGAGAGCAGCAGGAUAAGUGGCAACAAAAGCUAAAAGAACAGAACAAAAAUAGGGCGCUUUGGAUUGCUCCUUACAAGCUAAGGAUAAAACUGUGCAUUACAUGUAACUUCCAGCAGGGUGCCUG
Eublepharis macularius is the source of this 2156-nucleotide messenger RNA. RefSeq names its product ABI family member 3 (gene ABI3). The record is from RefSeq and is a predicted model, not a curated record. Gene Ontology annotation, cellular component: lamellipodium. Gene Ontology annotation, molecular function: SH3 domain binding. The coding region runs from base 298 to 1437 and encodes 379 amino acids. The transcript has 8 exons. Lineage: Eukaryota; Metazoa; Chordata; Lepidosauria; Squamata; Eublepharidae. Gene Ontology annotation, biological process: regulation of cell migration.